CGCGCGACAGACUUAUUUGUGAACUCAAUAGUUUUCUUGAGGGAUAAUUUUCUUGAUCCCUCAAGCAUGGUGUUAGGUUUGCCGUUUGCAUUCGAUUCUGGACAAUUUGGGGCAGGAUGGCAGGCCUGUUGGUAAGGCCUUGCAAGGAUUCACUCGCCGCAUCCCUCCACAUAUAGAUCAGGCGCGGUCCGAGGCUCCGUGGACUGCGCAGCAUCCUCCGCCGCGAUGCUCCUCGCCACUUCAGCCACAGCUUCCCAUCUUCUCCUCCCCGUCAGAAGGGCAGGCGGAGGCGGAGGAGCAGCUCCUGCUCCUCCUCGUACCUGCGCGGUCAAACUGGAAGCUCUGACUGGGCCACAACUGCGCUCCUCCUCCUCUUUCAGCUGCUCCUGCUCUCCCUCUCCCUCUACCGGUGAGGGCGGCAAGGACGGCGCCCGCCAUCUGUUCGAUGAGUUUUCAGUUCUUUCUCCUGUUAUUCCAUGGGAGGUUGAUGAUAUAUGGAGAACAUAUGCAGGAUAUUUCUUUAUUUUGCAUAUCCCUUUUAGCUUUGGAGGGCUUGGUGUGGUUGCCAAAGUGUUAAAUUGCUCCUCACUCGAUCCAAUAACAGCAGUUAUUUCUACAGUCAUACUUCAAUUAGCAGAGCUCGCUUUGGCCUUAGCACUGCUCCAUUACACUGCAAUGCCAGGGCAUGAUGUUCAGGCUUUCUUUGCUGGGAAGGUUUCUACAAAAAGGAAUUGGAUAAUAGAAACAAUAUUAGGCUUUGGACUUUUGAUGACCUUGGUAUCACUCACAUCCAUCAUAGGUGACAAAUUGGUAGGACCUGAGGAUGCGUAUGAUCCUAUAUUGAAGGAAAUCCUUUCUGACAGUCCAACCUCUAGGUUAGUGUGUUUCUUUCUAUACUGUGUCAUUGCUCCACUGUCAGAAGAAACCAUCUACCGCGGGUUCCUAUUAACGGCACUGUCUUCCUCAAUGAAAUGGUGGGAUGCUGUCGUGAUAAGUUCACUUAUCUUCAGUGUAGCGCACCUCUCUGGGAAAAGUUUCAUUCAACUGUUUGUAAUUGGAUGUAUUACAGGGUUAGCUUAUUGUCGAACUGGAACUCUGGUUGCUUCUUUCACGGUCCAUUCUCUGUAUAACGCAAUUAUAUUGUUUAUGGCUUUAAAGUCAUGAAGAUUGUUGGAAUAAAAUGUGAACGCGAAUGCUUUCCCUUUU
This is a messenger RNA of Phragmites australis (common reed), 1206 nucleotides long. RefSeq lists its product as uncharacterized. Lineage: Eukaryota; Viridiplantae; Streptophyta; Magnoliopsida; Poales; Poaceae. Gene Ontology annotation, molecular function: metalloendopeptidase activity. Gene Ontology annotation, biological process: CAAX-box protein processing. Bases 226 to 1164 code for a protein of 312 amino acids. The record is from RefSeq and is a predicted model, not a curated record. The transcript has 4 exons. Gene Ontology annotation, cellular component: membrane.